This is a messenger RNA of Necator americanus (New World hookworm), 870 nucleotides long. RefSeq lists its product as uncharacterized. Gene Ontology annotation, molecular function: structural constituent of cuticle. The record is from RefSeq and is a predicted model, not a curated record. The transcript is spliced from 3 exons. Bases 1 to 870 code for a protein of 289 amino acids. NCBI's taxonomy places the organism in Eukaryota, Metazoa, Nematoda, Chromadorea, Rhabditida, Ancylostomatidae.
AUGGGGGAUGAGAGUCAUCGCUUGGCAGCAUAUCGCUUCGUCGCCUACUCUGCCGUGACCUUUUCGGUGAUCGCGGUUGUUUCCAUUUGCAUUACAUUGCCGAUGGUCUACAACUACAUUCAUCAUGUGAAAAGAUCCAUGAAGACGGAAAUUCACUACUGCAAGGGAUCCGCUAAGAGUAUUUGGGGCGAAGUCACUCAUAUCAAAAACUUCCCCUCAUCCAACAGAACCACUCGACAAGUAGGAGGAGAAUGCGAUGACUGCUGUGCGCCAGGACCAGCAGGCCCUAUGGGAGCACCAGGGAAACCCGGACGUCCCGGCAUGCCGGGAGCACCGGGAAUGCCAGGAGCACCUGGACGUCCACCACAGAAACCAUGCGUGCCAGUUCAACCUCCACCAUGCCCACCAUGUCCUGGAGGUGAACCUGGACGGCCAGGACCUCAGGGACCACCAGGACCUCCUGGAGAACCUGGAAGUGCUGGUCGUGGAGCUGGAGCAGGAGUUCCAGGACCUCCUGGUCCCAAGGGACCACCAGGACCUGCAGGAAAACCAGGAGCACCCGGAAAUCCAGGAAUGCCCGGAGAAUCUGCUACUGGCGAGUCACUACCGGGACCACCAGGACCAGCUGGACCUCCUGGACCAGUCGGCCCACCAGGACCGAACGGAAUGCCUGGAAGUGGUGGAGGAGCGGGAAUUCCCGGACCGAAGGGACCACCCGGACCUCCUGGACCUCCUGGACCACCCGGAAACCCUGGCGCACCAGGUACACCAGGUCAAGCUGGUGCCGGCGGAGAGCGUGGAAUCUGUCCGAAAUAUUGUGCUCUCGAUGGUGGAAUCUUCUUCGAAGAUGGUACAAUGCGUCGUCGUUGA